Messenger RNA from Cyprinus carpio (common carp), 4537 nucleotides. RefSeq names its product cadherin-2 (gene cdh24b). The coding region runs from base 453 to 4277 and encodes 1274 amino acids. Gene Ontology annotation, cellular component: catenin complex; plasma membrane; adherens junction. Gene Ontology annotation, biological process: cell morphogenesis; homophilic cell-cell adhesion; multicellular organism development. Lineage: Eukaryota; Metazoa; Chordata; Actinopteri; Cypriniformes; Cyprinidae. The transcript is spliced from 14 exons. The record is from RefSeq and is a predicted model, not a curated record. Gene Ontology annotation, molecular function: cadherin binding; calcium ion binding.
GUGAGUACGUGAUGAGGGAUUUUAAAACAGUCGUUUUAUUAUGGGAGAGAGAGAGGAUGAGGGAGAGAGAGAUAGUGUGUGUGUGAGAGAGAGAUGCUAUAGCGUUUGCCCUGUUCAUAUUUGACUCAGUGCUUGCCAUUGAACACCGACAGACUCACUCAGCGCAGGAAAGAAAGUCAUUGCUUUAAGACCGACAUUACAAGGGCAUCCAACCCUCUGUGGGAAACUGAGUAAAACGUUUUGCCAGCACCAAAACACAGAAGCUCUGCGAGAUACAUAAAGUGAACACAAGUGACUUAACGCAUGCUCUGCGUAAACUGGAUGAAGGCAGUGUAAUGGAGGAAUAAGUGGGGAAGACUGAACAGAGAAGAACGAAAGAAUGAAGACAACCGGAAAGCGAACACGCCUUUUCAUCAGUUGUUGUUUAAAUUAAUACAUCACAAACGUACGACAUGAUUGGCAGGAGGCUGCUCCUGUUGGUGUCCCUGUGUUUUGUAGGCGGAGCCUGUGUCACUAAGAUUGUUCGGAGAAGGGGAGUGAGCUCAGUUCGCGCCCAGCAUACAGAAAAUGGAGCAACUGACCAAUGGGAUGCAAGUUUGGAGAGGAAUGGCAAUACAAUGACAAGAAUCAAAGAACUGAUUGGUCCUGAAGAAGUUGAAGAGCAGAUUACAGCUCACCAGAGCCAUGGAGCUUCUCCUGUCUUCACCAAGGAAAACUUUGUUGGGUUUAAUGCCAAACCACCUGAAGAAAUAAACAUAGACUCUGACCACCAAGAUUUAAAGGUACAAGCCCCAACUGAUGACUCUAGAGACAUUUUAGAGUUUAAAAGGGGCAGAAAUAAAACAAAGAAAGGUGGAAGAGUUGACAAAUGGAUCCCAGUGCACCACAGAACAACUUCUGGCAUACACUUCAACAGAACCAGAUUCAAAAUCCCUUCAAAAUCCAGAGCAAGUUCAAAUUCUGCCAUUCACACUACGGCAGGUACAAAAGUAAUCACUCCAGAUUCACCUCGGAAAUUGAACCUGACUGGAAGCUUAUUAAAACUGAUAUCUAAAGAAAACCUCAUAAGAAUUGUGAAUUCCCAGCUUCAGAGUGUUCCAGGUCUAAAUAUUCCAGGUAAAAUGAGUCACAGCAGGAAAAGGGAUUUGAUCAACAUGGAUCACAGUCAAGUGGAGGCAUUUAAAAUGAAAAAACAAGACAGGAUAGGCACUCCUGAACUUUAUAACUCAGAUAACCUGACUGCUGAGCUACAUUCAAGUACUUUUACAAAUACCAGCCUAAAUCCGGAUCAGACCAUUCACACUCUCUUUAAACAGUUUAGUGGAUUCACUAUGGAUCUAGGUGAGGGGGACAGAAAAUUGGAGGUGAGAGGUGCACCAGGCACUGCUUCAUGGAAGUACAAACACUUCACCACUCAUUUAGCAUCAACUCCCCAAAGUGAGAUCAUGCCUGUCACGGAGACGAACCCCUUCGCUGGUCAGAGCAAUAUGGGCACAUCACACACUCCGUCUCAGAUUGACUGGGGACAUCGGCCUGGCUCUUUCAGCUCACUGACUGAGAGGAGUCUUGACGUUAAAAGAGAAUCAGAUCAGAGUGUUCGUAUGCCAUUUGGUGCCACUCAGAAUCCAUUGAUUAAAAUUUCAGAACCCAUUGACAGCAGUCACAUCCUAAAACUCCCACCAGAUCCGGAAUGGGGAAGGAAGGAGGUGGAGGAGAGCAGAGAGAUGACUGUGGACUCUCGCCCUGGCAGAGAUGGACGAGGUCUUGUUUUCCAGGAAAUGGAUGAGGAUGGAGAUGAGGGGCGGAAUCAACAAAAAGGGGAAAUCUCUCGAUCUAGAAAACGACGAAGCUGGAUCUGGAACCAGUUCUUUGUCAUUGAGGAGUAUGCUGGUCCAGAACCAGUGCUCAUUGGAAGGCUUCACACUGACAUGGACAGAGGUGAUGGACGCACUAGGUACGUGCUGCGGGGUGAAGGGGCAGGGUCAGUGUUCGUGAUUGACGAGAAGACGGGCAACAUCCACGUAACCAAGCCCUUGGACCGGGAGGAGAAGGACGAAUACCGGCUGAUUGCCACAGCAACAGACAGUCAGACAGAGCGUGCCCUGGAGCCCUCCUCCCAGUUCAUCAUUAGAGUGCAGGAUAUCAACGACAACCCACCUGUCUUCGAGGAAGGACCCUACAGCGCCACAGUAUCCGAGAUGGCAAACAUAGGGACCUCUAUCAUUCAGGUGACGGCUUCAGAUGCAGAUGAUCCCACCUAUGGGAACAGUGCGCGGCUGGUGUACACACUUGUUCAGGGGCAGCCGCACUUCUCAGUGGAUGCUCAGACAGGCAUCCUGCGUACUGCAGUUCCAGAUCUAGAUAGAGAAGCGCAGGAUCAGUAUCUAGUGGUGCUGCAAGCUAAAGACAUGGGCGGCCAUCUUGGUGGCCUGUCAGGAACGACAACGGUUACUGUAAGAUUGACUGAUGUCAAUGACAACCCUCCGCACUUCGUACAAAGUUCCUGGCUAUUCUCUGUGUCAGAGUUGGCGGUGCCAGGGGCGGAGGUGGGUCGGAUCUCAGCAACAGAUGCUGACUUGGGAGACAAUGCCAAGCUGGAGUACACCAUCCUGGAUGGAGAGUCAGGGGACACCUUUAACAUCACCGGAGCCAACCAAGAAGCAGUGAUCAUUCUGAACAAGGCAGUGGACUAUGAGAGCCGCAGUUCUUACUCUUUCUCGGUGGAGGUUCUGAACCCCAUCGUGGACCCUCGGUUCCUUCGGCGUGGGCCCUUUAAAGACCGUGCUUCGAUCAGAGUGGCCGUGCUGGAUGCAGAUGAGCCCCCUCGUUUCUCACGGGCACGCUACCGAAUGGAUGUGUCUGAGAACUGCCCACCGACCUGCACAGUGGGACGGGUCAGCGCCGUGGACCCAGAUACAGGGCUCACAAACAACAUCAGGUUCUCCAUCGAUCCUCAGUCUGACCCAGAAGCUCUGUUCCGCAUCACUCCAGACACUGGGCUCAUCACUACAGUGACCGAGCUGGAUCGUGAGCACGAGCAGUGGCACAAUAUCAGCAUCAUUGCCACACAGAGAGAUAACCCCAGCCAGGUGUCCAGGGUGGUGGUUGCUGUAGAAACAUUGGAUUUAAACGACAAUGCACCCGAGUUGGACAGGCAGUACAACACAGCCAUGUGUGACUCUGCCUCUACGGGACAGGUGGUGCAGGUGUUGCGGGCGAUUGAUAGAGACGAGGGAGGAAAUGACAGCGCCGUCCAUUUUAACAUCCCUCCGGACUCCAACGUUGCCCUCAACUUCAGCAUCAGGGAGAGUGGAGGCCCCACUGCUAGUUUGGUGCUGGCAUCACCUUUGCAGACACUGUCUCGCUCUACUUCUUCCUCCCUCACUCUCUACAUACCGCUGGUCCUGAAGGACGGGGUCUCUGGUUUGACCAGCACAGGGACAGUCACGGUGUCCAUAUGUCCCUGUCUAAGGGGCGGAGCCCGGGCCGGAGAGAAAGAGAAGCAAAGUGAGGCAGAGUGGGACAAAGAGACGGUUUGUUUGCCCCAGCACUCCUCUUUGCCCUCCCCUGGACUCAGCACUGCCGCCCUGUUGGCCAUUUUAGCCUGUGUGGCCACUCUUUUGGCUGUCAGUGCUUUGUCUCUGUCCCUGCGCAGGCAGAAAAGGGACUCGCUCUCGCCUUUAGAGGAGGAUGAUGUAAGAGAGAACAUCAUCACGUAUGAUGAUGAAGGAGGGGGUGAGGCUGACACGGCAGCCUUCGACAUCACAGCGCUGCAGAGCGCCCCACACAAUGCACGCAGGGGGUACCGCACCCUGGACAGCAGGAACAUACGUUAUUCACAACACAGUCAAGACAAGGCUCGAGCAUACAGCAGCUGGGUUCAGGCUGGAGCACUGGACCCGGGGCAGUACAACAGUCAAGGAGCCACUCUAUACGGGCGGUUUUGCUACAGCAGCCACACCCUCCCAGUGCUGCGUCGCUCACAGGGCCCCUAUGAGCCCGGCAUAUCUGAGCUGGCUUACCGCUUACCUGGGAAUCAACCAGACCACUCUCUAGUCAUUCAAAACCAGGCAGCUGUGGUUGGCACUCUGGAGCCUGGGGCUAUUUACAUGCCAACAACAGAGGCCAGUCAUGACUCUAAAGAAGGGACAGCAUCUCAAGACGGAGCUACCACAUCUGAGGGAGGAACACCAAGGAAAAAUGACUCAAAGGAUGAUGCAAGCAGCGAUGCCCAGCAGAGUCAAAGUCAAAGCCAGGAUCUGGAUUGGGUGUUUUAGAUGGUGCUGCCAUCUCGUGGACAAAGGAAUACAGAUGAAUAUGAUGUUGCCGCGUCAUCUUGUGGUCAAACAGAUUUGAAACAGCAUGAGGGACAGUAAAUGACGACACAAUUUACUCCUUUUUGGGGUUAACUAUACCUUUAAUAAUAGGACAGACAUGUUGUUAUUAAAAUUUGUUCUGAUUUUCAUCUCAUAUACAGUAUAAUAUCUUAACCUAAUUAUUCAUUGUAAUUAAUUAAAAUAACCUUACCUUAAUUUGA